UAAUGAAAUGCAUAUAGGACAAUGAACAUAUGUGUUACAGUUUGAUCAGUUUUCAGGCAUAUCAUCGUUCAUAAAGUUCACUAUUAAAUAAUAAUUUGUUUUAGUUUAAAUAUUAAAGGAAUAAAUUAAAAUGGAUGUGAAAGAGCUCCGUUUUAAUGGUGAUCAUCAAAUUGACGAAAAUGGGCAAUCGGAUCAAGACGAGGCACCAGCUGAUAUUAUUAUUAAAAAAAUCACUAUAAGCGACGAGUGUUAUGUGAAUAAAGGAUUUACUGAUUCAAACAGUUUAAAAGAAGAAUCUUCCAAUAAGAUUUGGGAAGAUUCAAAUCAACUUUCUAAGAAUGUGAUUCUAAUUUCUGAUGGACCUUUAUUGACAACGCAAGAUGGGUACAUUAAUAAUGCAUUUGAAGACGGACCUCAGAAAGCAGAGAAGGGGACGGUGCCACGGGCACAUGACGUCACUGCCAUUACUUCCUCUACAAUAGAGAACCAAAUUACAAAGUUGGAUGAAGACGAUAAUGGAGUGGUGGCCGUUAAUUUGGAAACGAAAGAAAAGAAGCGGAAAGUACAAUUUGUCGGAUGGGAUUCAAAUAAGAGUAUAAUUUUAUUGGGUUUGGUGUUAGCUUUUGAUGCAUGGGCAGCAUUAUUUGUUUGUUUCAAAACAAACUUACUUCCCAAUAUUCUUAAUUAAAUUAGUAUUGGGAUUUAAUGUGUUAAUAAUUUAUUAGUAUCACUUUAAACGAAUACAAUUAUUAUAAUAUGUUUAUUAAGCAAAUUCAUACUUGAAAUAAAUUAAAUGCUUUUUUUUUUUAAAAAUA
This is a messenger RNA of Aphis gossypii (cotton aphid), 815 nucleotides long. RefSeq lists its product as uncharacterized. The record is from RefSeq and is a predicted model, not a curated record. The transcript has 4 exons. Bases 131 to 688 code for a protein of 185 amino acids. Lineage: Eukaryota; Metazoa; Arthropoda; Insecta; Hemiptera; Aphididae.